AUGGAGUUCAACUUCACGUGCACCAGGGUUUUUGUUUCCCACAUUAUCUACUGCUCAUUUCCCUUCGCUCUUCACUCUACCUUCUUACUCUCGCUCGCCUCUUUCUCGCAGUUGGCAGAGAUGAAUGUGGAAAAACUACAGAAGAUGGCCGGCUCGGUCCGCACUGGUGGAAAGGGUACCAUGAGAAGAAAGAAGAAGGCUGUGCACAAGACUACCACGACUGAUGAUAAAAGGCUCCAGAGCACCUUGAAGAGAAUAGGGGUGAAUGCCAUACCUGCAAUUGAGGAAGUUAAUAUUUUCAAGGAUGAUGCAGUUAUCCAGUUUGUUAACCCUAAAGUUCAAGCGUCUAUUGCUGCCAACACCUGGGUUGUUAGUGGUACUCCUCAGAACAAGAAGCUGACAGAUAUUCUUCCUUCCAUCAUUCAUCAAUUGGGUCCGGAUAACUUAGAAAAUUUGAAGAAACUAGCGGAACAAUUCCAGAAGCAGGGUCCGGCUGCAGGUGGUGCCGCUUCUGGUGUAAGUGGGCCACAAGCAGAUGAUGAUGAUGAUGAGGUGCCUGAGCUUGUUGCUGGUGAGACCUUUGAAGCUGCUGCGGAUGAAGGCAAUACUCAAAAAGCAUCUUAA
Molecule: messenger RNA, 624 nt
Organism: Striga hermonthica
Lineage: Eukaryota; Viridiplantae; Streptophyta; Magnoliopsida; Lamiales; Orobanchaceae
Source: the annotation of a GenBank genome assembly